CCCGAGCUUGACAAUGGCUCAGCUGAUAGUGAUGUAAUAAUAAUGUAUUUGCGCACAAUCGAGCUUGUGAAAGGUGGUUUUAGAAAAUUGCUUUCAACACGUCAAACGAGGUGUUUUCUUCAGGAAUAUAGAUCAAACAGUAGCACUUUCCAGGUGUAUAUUGAAAUGGACAAGAUAACAGCGCUGCGCUAUGAGCCUCUGCCCGAGGAUUCGCCUUAUGUGAAGCCCUUCCGCAUGUACUACACGCAGAAUGGCGAGGAGAAGAGCUGGGACUUGCUGAAAGUGCACGAUUCAGUGGCUAUUAUCAUCUUCAACAAGACAUCUCAGAAGCUAUUACUCGUGAAACAAUUUAGGCCAGCUGUCUACCACGGAGUGAUAAGCUCAGCUCAGGGAGGAAAUAUCAGCACAAUAGACUUGGAGAAGUAUCCUCCGCAGUUGGGCAUAACACUGGAGCUCUGCGCCGGAAUAGUGGACAAGAGCAAAGCUCUGGUCGAGAUUGCCCAGGAGGAGGUUCUGGAGGAAUGCGGCUACAAUGUGCCAGUGGAGCGAAUAGAGAGUGUCCUGACUUAUCGCUCUGGCGUGGGAGCGACUGGAGCUCUGCAGAAUCUGUACUACUGCGAGGUGACUGAUGGCGAUAAGGUGAAUUCCGGAGGCGGUGUCGACGGAGAGAUUAUAGAUGUAGUCGAACUGGGACUGGAAGAUGCACGGCAGAUGUUGACUCAAGGAUCUGUCGUGACGAGUCCGCCCAGCUGCCUUCUGGGCAUCCUAUGGUUCCUCACUAACAAGUUGCCCAAGCAUUGAGGCACUCACCUGUUAG
Phlebotomus argentipes is the source of this 817-nucleotide messenger RNA. RefSeq names its product uridine diphosphate glucose pyrophosphatase NUDT14-like. The transcript is spliced from 3 exons. Gene Ontology annotation, molecular function: metal ion binding; UDP-sugar diphosphatase activity. Gene Ontology annotation, biological process: ribose phosphate metabolic process; nucleoside phosphate metabolic process. The coding region runs from base 43 to 801 and encodes 252 amino acids. The record is from RefSeq and is a predicted model, not a curated record. Lineage: Eukaryota; Metazoa; Arthropoda; Insecta; Diptera; Psychodidae.